Molecule: messenger RNA, 630 nt
Organism: Erythranthe guttata (spotted monkey flower)
Lineage: Eukaryota; Viridiplantae; Streptophyta; Magnoliopsida; Lamiales; Phrymaceae
Source: RefSeq, a predicted model, not a curated record
AUGGCGAGACGUAUAACCCGAGGAAACUCGAGCACUCCUUCCGAUGAACCACAAGACCACAAUCAAACUAUUAAUAACCUCUCAAACUUAAUCCGAGAACAAGCCCAAAACCACCAGCGCCAAAUCGAACAACUCCUCCAACGUAACCAAACCCCGCCUCAAAAUAAUGCACCCCAAGCCAUAUACGAACGAUUCCUCCGAAUGAACCCAUCCGAAUUCCACGGUGACACCGAUCCCGCCAUAGCCGAAGAGUGGAUCAAAUCACUCGAAGUCAUUUAUGACUACAUGCAAAUGACCGACCGUGACCGCGUACACUGUGCCAUAUUCCUACUCCGAAACGAAGCUCGUCACUGGUGGGAAGGAAUCAAAGAAGGAACGAACCUCGAGACUCUGCCAUGGACCGAUUUCAAUGUCCAAUUCUUCGAAAAAUAUUUCUCGAAAGACGUGCGAGCCCACAAACUCAAAGAAUUUCUCGAACUCCGCCAAGGCGACUUACCAAUGAUCGAGUACACCCGUCGUUUCGAACGUGGUUGCCUCUACGCUCCAUUCAUCGCUCGAGACGCCGAGGAAACGAAGAAUCAUUUCAUUCGUGGCCUCCAACCCGAAAUCCGUAGAGACAUUCGUGUUAGA